UGGCCCUGAGGCGGCUGCGUGGCCCCGGCCCGCCGCGGCGGCUGGGGGGCGUCGGGGGCGUGUGGUGUGGGGCUUCGGGGCGCGGGACGCGGCUGGGCUGGCGACGAGGGGACUGGGGGCCUCGCGCGGGGGGCGAUGCGGGCGGCGGGCCCGAGAGUGGCCGAGUGCGCAGCGCGGUGGGGACCCAGAACCCAUCCUGAGAAUUAGCAAUACAAAGAAGACCUGAUGCCACCGCUCCAGGUUGUCCCCAGCCGGUUAAUUUCCCAGUUGUGCUGUAGAUUGAAACCUCCAGCCUCCAGAGGAACCAAGAUUUGCCCAGUGAUGGCUCGGCCAAGUUCAAGUAUGGCAGAUUUCCGGAAGUGUUUUGCACAAGCAAAGCACAUAGUCAUCAUUUCGGGGGCCGGUGUCAGCGCCGAAAGCGGAGUCCCGACUUUCCGAGGGGCCGGAGGUUACUGGAGGAAGUGGCAAGCUCAGGACCUGGCCACCCCUGAGGCCUUUGCCCGCAACCCCUCCCGGGUGUGGGAGUUCUACCACUACCGGCGGGAGGUGAUGCAGAGCAAGGAGCCCAACCCUGGGCACCUGGCCAUCGCCGAGUGUGAGGCCCGGCUGCACGGCCAGGGCCGCCGCGUCAUGGUCAUCACCCAGAACAUCGACGAGCUGCACCGCAAGGCUGGCACCAAGAACCUUCUGGAAAUCCACGGCAGCCUGUUUAAGACUCGAUGCACCUCUUGUGGAGCCGUGGCCGAGAACCAUAAGAGUCCGAUUUGCCCAGCUCUCUCAGGAAAAGGUGCUCCAGAACCUGAAACUCAGGAUGCCAGAAUCCCAGUGGAGAAACUUCCCCGGUGUGAAGAAGCAGGCUGCGGGGGCCUACUGCGACCUCACGUCGUGUGGUUUGGAGAAAACCUGGAUCCUGUGGUCCUGGAGGAGGUUGACAGAGAGCUCGCCCUCUGUGACCUGUGCCUAGUGGUGGGAACGUCCUCUGUGGUCUACCCAGCUGCCAUGUUUGCCCCCCGAGUGGCUGCCAGGGGGGUGCCAGUGGCCGAAUUUAACAUGGAGACCACGCCAGCCACAACCAGAUUCAGAUGGACGUCAGGCCUCCCUCUCGGCUGCGUCAUGGCACCUAGCGUGGCUGCUGGGCUUCCCAGCAUCCUGGAAGGCAGUCCAGAGCAGGCAGCGCAGGCCCCGGGUCCGUCUGAGAGACAGAGUCCUGCCAGGGCUGGGCUGAAGAAGCUUCUGGAGCGGCACACCCCCGGUCUCCCACUGCCGCCUUCUGCCGUGGUUUACCUUCAUCCCCAGGAGAACGAAGAAUGGAAACAAAUCGUCAUGAUGAAAAGUUUCACUUCCAAGGACCCUGCGGGACGACCCUCCCCGAAGCCCUUGCCCGUCACGAAACAGAAGCUGGCUCGUAGGUGUCCUGGGAAGAAAGACGAAAUCACAGUACAGACGAGAACCAGGCCGCAGACCCGGGAGAGAUGGACUUGCGGACGGGUGGUGAGCCUACUGCUGGAGAUCUGAACAUGCCCUCUGAUUCCAAUCUGUUAGAAGUUAGCAGCAGCAAACCUGUUAGGGAGAACAAAAUCCGAGAGCUUCGAAGCUGAUGCAUGUUACUCGGGUGGAACUUAAACACGCGCAUUGUUGUGUUUGGCUGGCUGUGGGGGAGGCAAAACAGAAUCUGUGAUUAGGUGAUCUAAAAUGUAAUUAUCCUGAUUGCGUUUUUGCUCUCUGGGCAAAGAUGACAAGGUAAAAUCCGAACAUUGGUUCUAAUUUUCACAUAAGCUUGGAUGAAAAAUAAAGCCGGGCACUGCA
This is a messenger RNA of Oryctolagus cuniculus (rabbit), 1806 nucleotides long. It is a transcript of the gene SIRT5, whose product is annotated as sirtuin 5. NCBI's taxonomy places the organism in Eukaryota, Metazoa, Chordata, Mammalia, Lagomorpha, Leporidae. Gene Ontology annotation, molecular function: protein-succinyllysine desuccinylase activity; NAD+ binding; histone deacetylase activity, NAD-dependent. The record is from RefSeq and is a predicted model, not a curated record. Gene Ontology annotation, cellular component: nucleolus; nucleus.